AUGGCUAAUCUGCUAGACUCCCUACUCUUACUCCUUACAUUCUUCUCCACUCUCUGUCUCGCGCACUCCCCCAAUCUUCGCGAAAUCUACAGAUUCCCAAAUGCGACCUGGGUCGAGAACAUCGCAGUCCGACCAAACGGCAACCUCCUCGUCGCGGAUCUGAGCACAGCAGAGCUCUGGGAAAUUGACCCUUCAACUCCCGGCUCAGCCCAUCUAGUCUACCAUUUCGACGGCGCCGAAGAUGCAGAUGGCAUCACAGAGCUUUCACCAGAUAUCUAUGCGGUGAUUGCAACCAACUCAGUCUGGACGAUCGAUCUCACAAGCGAUGAAACCGCGCCCAAGGCAACCCUUAUCGCGAAACUCCCCGCUGGUGCUUUGAACGGAAUUGCUGCUCUAGAUGAAGGAAACGCAGUCGCUCUCACCGAUUCCUCGCUUGGCGUCAUAUGGUAUCUCAAUAUCCGUACCGGGGCCUACGAGGUGAUCCACCAAGACGAGACAAUGGCCGCAAAUACAGACAUGGGACUGUUGCUUGGGGUCAACGGGUUGAAGGUAGUGAAUGAUUAUAUGUAUUACACCGACAGCCCGAAGCAGAUUUUCUGUCGUGUGCGAAUUGAUACACAUACUGGCCGUGCUUUGGGGCCUUAUGAGGUUAUCAGCCGCAAUACACUGGGUGAUGACUUUGUUAUUGGCCCGCAUGGGGUUGCAUAUUUGGCGGGUCUUGUUGGCAAUGUGGUUCUCAAGGUCUAUCCUAAUGGUGACCAUGAGGUUAUUGCGGGUUCGGCGAACUCGACGGAUUUGAUGACUGCCACGUCCACGGCCUUUGGGAGGACAUACAAGGAUCGCAAUGUUCUGUAUAUCACUACUGGAGGGGAGAGCAGGCUUCCUGGGAAUGACACGAGUAUCAGAGGGGGGAAGAUUAUGGCGCUUACUGUGGAGUUUUAG
Messenger RNA from Penicillium vulpinum, 942 nucleotides. Its product is annotated as SMP-30/gluconolactonase/LRE family protein. The transcript has a single exon. Lineage: Eukaryota; Fungi; Ascomycota; Eurotiomycetes; Eurotiales; Aspergillaceae. The coding region runs from base 1 to 942 and encodes 313 amino acids. The record is from RefSeq and is a predicted model, not a curated record.